UCUUGAGUUCAGAAUAUGUGUUUUAUCUCUGUACAGGUUCAUCUAUGAAACAGAGCAUCAUAACGGAAUAGCCGAACUACUGGAAAUACUAGGAAGCAUCAUUAACGGCUUCGCCUUACCGCUGAAAGAAGAGCACAAAAUCUUCCUUUUAAAAGUUUUGUUACCUUUGCAUAAAGUCAAGUCCCUCAGUGUUUAUCACCCACAGGUGGUGAUGGCUCUUCUGAAAUACUGGCCAAAGACUCACAGUCCAAAGGAGGUGAUGUUUCUGAACGAGCUGGAAGAGAUUCUGGACGUCAUUGAGCCGUCAGAGUUUGUUAAAGUCAUGGAGCCCUUAUUCAGACAGCUGUCCAAAUGCGUCUCCAGUCCACAUUUCCAGGUCU
This is a messenger RNA of Sinocyclocheilus grahami, 380 nucleotides long. Its product is annotated as serine/threonine-protein phosphatase 2A 56 kDa regulatory subunit gamma isoform-like. The annotation marks the transcript as partial. Gene Ontology annotation, biological process: signal transduction; protein dephosphorylation. Lineage: Eukaryota; Metazoa; Chordata; Actinopteri; Cypriniformes; Cyprinidae. The transcript has 3 exons. The record is from RefSeq and is a predicted model, not a curated record. Gene Ontology annotation, cellular component: nucleus; protein phosphatase type 2A complex; cytosol. Gene Ontology annotation, molecular function: protein phosphatase activator activity.